AUGGAGGAAGGACCCAGCAGGGGAUAUCGAGAGCGUUUAACGGAACAAGACCCUAGUCGCCUUGUCGAAGACACUGGCGGGCCUGCACAGGCUGUAGUGGAGAGUCAAGACGGUGAAGUAGUAGGCAUUGUUGCGACUGGGCAGGCCAACGAGACAGGUGCAACGUGGGCACAGCGGGAGGGUGUGGAAGUUGGAGAAGUCCGGAAAAGGGAUGGAGAUGGCGGCAGUGACAGUAUCGAGCGCGAUUGGGAUCAGGACACUUUUGAUGAUCAGGAAGAUGACGACGACAACGACGAAGAUUUUGACGAUCUCGAUGACUUCGAUCCUUACGAUGACCCUGACGACUCCUACUUCCUCUGA
Molecule: messenger RNA, 360 nt
Organism: Saxophila tyrrhenica
Lineage: Eukaryota; Fungi; Ascomycota; Dothideomycetes; Mycosphaerellales; Extremaceae
Exons: 2
Coding region: 1-360 (119 amino acids)
Source: RefSeq, a predicted model, not a curated record